AUGGAAGCUGAGGCGGAACGCGUCCGCGGGAGCAAAAAGGUUCGCGUCGUAGCAGUCGAAGAGCUGUAUGUUUCUGAACGAGAGGGCAAUGAUUCCACUGGUGAUGGGACGCAAAAGAAACCAUUCAAGACCGUUUUAAAGGCUUUGAUGACAGCAGGAAAGGAACCGUUUCCUACUAUUUAUGUGGAUUCGCAAAAAGAAAACGAGAGAUGGGCCAUUAUUUCAAAGUCACAGAUGAAAAAUGUCAAAAAACUGUGGCACAGGGAACAAAUGAAGAAUGAAGCUAAGGAGAAGAAGGAGGCGGAAGAUCUCUUGAGGAGAGAGAAGAACCUGGAGGAAGCUAAGAAGGUUGUUAUCAAGAAUGAUCCUAGUCUUCCAGAGCCAAAAUGUGUAAAGAUUGAUGCUCUGGAGGCUUACAGAGGCCAGAGAGUGAAGGUUUUUGGCUGGAUUCACAGAUUACGGAGGCAAGGAAAAAAUCUGAUGUUCAUUGUUUUGAGAGAUGGCACAGGUUUUCUUCAGUGUGUCCUUUCAGAUGAACUGUGUCAGUGUUACAGCGGGCUAAUUCUCUCUACGGAGAGCAGUGUUGCAGUGUACGGUAUGCUGAACCUUGUUCCUGAAGGCAAGCAGGCUCCAGGAGGCCAUGAGCUGAACUGUGAUUACUGGGAGCUUAUUGGUCUGGCCCCAGCAGGGGGGGCUGACAAUUUACUCAAUGAGGAUUCGGAGGUUGAUGUGCAACUUAACAACAGGCAUAUGAUGAUUCGAGGCGAGAAUAUGUCAAAAAUCUUCAAGGUGCGCUCCAUGGUAGUACAGGCCUUCAGGGAUCAUUUCUUUGCCAAUGGAUAUUAUGAAGUCACACCGCCAACUUUAGUCCAGACGCAGGUGGAAGGAGGCUCAACCCUAUUCAAGCUGGAUUAUUUUGGUGAAGAGGCAUACUUAACACAAUCAUCCCAGCUCUAUCUGGAGACCUGCAUUCCAGCGUUAGGAGAUGUUUUCUGUGUUGCUCAGUCAUACAGAGCUGAGCAAUCCAGGACCCGCAGACACUUGGCAGAAUAUACUCACAUUGAAGCUGAAUGUCCUUUUAUAAGUUUUGAGGAUUUAUUGGACCGUCUGGAAAGCUUGGUUUGUGAUGUAGUAGACAGAGUCUUGAAAUCACCUGCAUCAAGCUUACUAUAUGACCUAAACCCGGGCUUCAAGCCCCCUAAACGUCCUUUCCGACGAAUGAACUAUACUGAAGCCAUUGAGUGGUUAAAGGAACAUGGUGUGGAGAAGGAAGAUGGCACUUAUUAUGAGUUUGGGGAAGAUAUUCCUGAAGCACCUGAGAGAUUGAUGACAGACACCAUCAAUGAGCCAAUCUUGUUGUGCCGAUUUCCUGCAGAGAUAAAGUCUUUCUAUAUGCAGCGCUGUCAUGACGAUUCCCGGCUUACUGAAUCUGUUGAUGUGUUGAUGCCUAACGUUGGUGAAAUUGUUGGAGGCUCUAUGCGUAUCUGGGACAGUGAGGAGCUACUCGAAGGCUAUAAGAGAGAGGGCAUUGAUCCCACGCCGUACUACUGGUAUACUGAUCAGAGAAAAUAUGGUACGUGCCCUCAUGGUGGAUAUGGUUUGGGACUAGAACGGUUCCUAACCUGGAUUCUGAAUAGACACCAUAUCCGAGAUGUCUGUCUCUAUCCACGCUUUGUCCAGCGCUGCAAACCUUAGCCGUCCUUGUGAUAAACUCCUAGAAAAUCGAGCAACUGAUGCUUGGAAAAGAACGAUACACUCUGCUAUACUACAGCCUGUCUGAGAACAAGACUUACUGCAACCUGUUGCUAAUACAAAUACUAAUUUAGGGCGUGAAAAUGAAAAUAAACAAAACCUUUUUUUUUUAAAGGAAAAUGCUACUAAUUAACUGGAAGAAGCCUUAGAAAAAAUUAUGUUGACUUGAGAGCAUAAAUGCACCUAAAACAAAGAUUCUGAUAAGUUGUCAUUUAAAAAACAAGAUACGCUUCUGCUUUUAAUUUCUGUGAAUUAAAAGAAAACAUGCUGGGCAUU
This is a messenger RNA of Pygoscelis adeliae (Adelie penguin), 2028 nucleotides long. RefSeq names its product asparaginyl-tRNA synthetase (gene NARS1). The transcript is spliced from 15 exons. The coding region runs from base 1 to 1695 and encodes 564 amino acids. Gene Ontology annotation, molecular function: nucleic acid binding; ATP binding; asparagine-tRNA ligase activity. NCBI's taxonomy places the organism in Eukaryota, Metazoa, Chordata, Aves, Sphenisciformes, Spheniscidae. Gene Ontology annotation, biological process: asparaginyl-tRNA aminoacylation. The record is from RefSeq and is a predicted model, not a curated record. Gene Ontology annotation, cellular component: cytoplasm.